Penicillium griseofulvum is the source of this 483-nucleotide messenger RNA. Its product is annotated as holo-ACP synthase. Lineage: Eukaryota; Fungi; Ascomycota; Eurotiomycetes; Eurotiales; Aspergillaceae. The coding region runs from base 1 to 483 and encodes 160 amino acids. The record is from RefSeq and is a predicted model, not a curated record. Gene Ontology annotation, molecular function: magnesium ion binding; holo-[acyl-carrier-protein] synthase activity. Gene Ontology annotation, biological process: fatty acid biosynthetic process. The transcript has a single exon.
AUGAAACCCCUCCCCUUCCCAUUCCCCUUGAACAUUGGCACAGACAUCGUCCACAUCCCACGAAUAACCCGCCUCCUCACUCGACCGAACUACCUCCCACGAUUCACGCGCCGUAUCCUCUGCGACCAAGAACAGCAUGAUUUCCACACACGCUUCAGCGAUGUCAUCAAAGACCGUGUCAUAUACCACGAACAGCAUUCACCUGUACCAGCGGAUAUAACACGCUGGCUGGCGGGACGCUUCGCAGCGAAGGAGGCGGCGCGGAAAGCGGCGCCGUCUGGUGCGGCUUCAAUUGGCUGGAAGGAUGUCAUGGUCCGGAUUCAGGAAGAUGGGGGCAGGUUUGGCGAGGGUGUAAGUCGGAAGCCUGAGAUCGUUUAUCUUGGAAAUGCGCUGGAUGGGGAUGCGGGUGAGGGGAGGGUUGCGAAGUUGUCAAUCUCGCAUGAUGGGGAGUACGUUAUUGCUACUGUUUUGGCUGCUGGCUGA